Lynx canadensis (Canada lynx) is the source of this 4026-nucleotide messenger RNA. RefSeq names its product kelch like family member 26 (gene KLHL26). The transcript has 3 exons. Gene Ontology annotation, molecular function: protein binding. The record is from RefSeq and is a predicted model, not a curated record. Bases 77 to 1840 code for a protein of 587 amino acids. Lineage: Eukaryota; Metazoa; Chordata; Mammalia; Carnivora; Felidae.
GGCGGAGUCCGGUGGCGGUGGUGGCGCUGGUGGCGGCGGCUUCGGAGCGGGCCCGGGCCCCGAGCGCCCCAGCAGCAUGGCUGACAAAAAUGGAGCUCUCAAGUGCACCUUCUCGGCGCCUGGCCAUAGCACCAGCCUGCUGCAGGGCCUCGCUGCCCUCCGUGCCCAGGGCCAGCUCCUGGACGUCGUGCUCACCAUCAACAGAGAGACCUUCCACGCGCACAAGGUGGUCCUGGCCGCCUGCAGCGACUACUUCAGGGCCAUGUUCACGGGUGGCAUGAGGGAGGCGAGCCAGGAUGUCAUCGAGCUGAAAGGCGUGUCGGCCCGCGGCCUGCGGCACAUCAUCGACUUUGCCUAUAGCGCCGAGGUGACGCUAGACCUGGACUGCGUGCAGGACGUGCUGGGUGCGGCCGUGUUCCUGCAGAUGCUUCCCGUGGUGGAGCUGUGCGAGGAGUUCCUCAAGGCCGCCAUGAGCGUGGAGACCUGCCUGAACAUCGGCCACAUGGCCACCACCUUCAGCCUGGCCUCGCUCAAGGAGUCGGUGGAUGCCUUCACCUUCCAGCACUUCCUGCAGAUCGCUGAGGAGGAGGACUUCCUGCACCUGCCGCUGGAGCGCCUCGUCUUCUUCCUGCAGAGCAAUCGGCUGCAGAGCUGUGCCGAGAUCGACCUGUUCCGCGCCGCGGUUCGCUGGCUGCAGCACGACCCGGCCCGGCGGCCGCGCGCCAGCCACGUGCUCUGCCACAUCCGCUUCCCGCUCAUGCGGUCGUCGGACCUGGUGGACAGCGUGCAGCCGCUGGACAUCAUGGUGGAGGAUGUGCUGUGCCGGCAGUACCUGCUGGAGGCCUUCAACUACCAGGUGCUACCCUUCCGGCAGCACGAGAUGCAGUCCCCGCGCACGGCCGUGCGCUCGGACGUGCCCUCCCUGGUCGCCUUCGGCGGCACGCCCUACACGGACAGUGACCGCUCCGUCAGCAGCAAGGUGUACCAGCUGCCCGAGCCCGGUGCCCGCCACUUCCGUGAGCUCACGGAGAUGGAGGUGGGCUGCAGCCACACGUGCGUGGCCGUGCUGGACAACUUCGUGUACGUGGCGGGCGGCCAGCACCUGCAGUACCGCAGCGGCGAGGGCGCGGUGGACGCCUGCUACCGCUACGACCCCCACCUGAACCGCUGGCUGCGGCUGCAGGCCAUGCAGGAGAGCCGCAUCCAGUUCCAGCUGAACGUGCUGUGCGGCAUGGUGUAUGCCACGGGUGGCCGCAACCGGGCCGGCAGCCUGGCCUCCGUCGAGAGGUACUGCCCGCGGCGCAACGAGUGGGGCUACGCCUGCUCUCUGAAGCGCCGCACCUGGGGCCAUGCCGGCGCCUCGGCGGGGGGCCGCCUCUACAUUUCGGGGGGCUACGGCAUCUCGGUGGAGGACAAGAAGGCGCUGCACUGCUACGACCCCGCCGCUGACCAGUGGGAGUUCAAGGCGCCCAUGAGCGAGCCCCGCGUGCUUCACGCCAUGGUGGGUGCCGGCGGCCGCAUCUACGCCCUCGGGGGCCGCAUGGACCACGUGGACCGCUGCUUUGACGUGCUGGCCGUGGAGUACUACGUGCCUGAGACAGACCAGUGGACCAGCGUGAGCCCCAUGCGGGCUGGCCAGUCAGAGGCCGGCUGCUGCCUGCUGGACAGGAAGAUCUACAUUGUGGGGGGCUAUAACUGGCGUCUCAACAACGUGACGGGCAUCGUGCAGGUGUACAACACAGAGACGGACGAGUGGGAACGCGACCUGCACUUCCCGGAGUCGUUCGCGGGCAUCGCCUGUGCCCCCGUCCUGCUGCCCCGGUCAGGGACCAGGAGGUAGCUCCCGGGACCCGUGGGACCCGGCCCAGCCUCAUGCCGUCUCUGCCAGGGGUUUUGGUGAGCGCACACCGGGGCUGAGGACCACAGAACCACCCCCCCCCCGGCCCGCGGCCUGACAUCUUGGGGCCUGCUGCGUCGAUAAGGCCCCUCCCCCUGGGGUCCCUCCUUCCUUCCCGAAGCAGAUCCUGGCUUCGUGCCCACCGAGGGAGCCUGCCGGCCCUGAGGCCGACAUGUCACGGCAGCGGGGGUUUCCUCACCCGCCCCACAUCCUCGCUCAUGGAGGGAAUCGGGGUCUCCUUUGGGGUGUUGUUGUGUGGCUUACGUCCCACUUCUCUCUCCUCCCCCAGCUCGGCAGUCUCAGACGCUCAGAUGCAAGCUCAUUAGCGUCGAGCCCCAAACCCAUGGUUUGCACCCUGCCCCCUCCCAAGUUUCUCGCACUGUGCGUUUUUAAAAAAUAAACACCCCCCAAACUCUGGAACACACAGACCUCCAGGAGCUGGUAAGGUGGCAGGGGUGCGCCCUGCUCAGGGUUGACUUCAAGGGUGGGCAUGUUCCUGCCCCCAAUAAGCCUGAGCCGCCGGGGUGGGGAGGAUGGCCUUGGACGAGGGUCUCGCACUUAUCUUCAUUCCUGUCCCAACUCCCUCAACGUGUUCUGUCAUCCACUUUCAGAAGGAGAAAACACAGCCGGCUCUCAGAGAGGGUCCUUAUGGUUUCCCAGCUUUCUAUUUGGUGCUGGGCGUCUCAGGGGUCCUCAGUGAGGAGUGGGCCGACACGCUAGGGGGACACCUUUAGAAUCUCUCAGUGUGUCUGCAUUCCACAAGUCUGAUGAUUUUUAUUUCUCUCCCUUUUUUCCAGCCCCCCACCCCCCCACCCCCGCCCCACCCAUCCCAUGUUCCGGUUGUCAGGCCACAGGGCCUGUGCCCUCAGCAAGGGAGGUCAGGCGGGUGGUGCAGGCUCUUCCCUUCAAGGGCUUUGCGGCAUCUCUGGCCACAUUUGAUUUGGUGUCAAACCCCUAAAGCUGGUUUGGUCUGGUUUUGCUGUUUUAGUGUUUUUUUUUUUUUUUUUUUUUUCUCCUUUGGUUCUGUUUUGCUUCUUUUAAGACACCGGCAUUGCUAUCUUAUAAAUGGGAUUUGUACCCUCGGGGCAACUUAAAGUGUCUCUUCUGCUGCUAACGGACGAUUGAUGUUGUGUCUCUGUGACCCACUCACCGUGUAAAGAAUUAACCUCAUAUCUUAGCAGAUGUCGUCUCCUAAUAUUUUCCUUCAUUUAAUAAAAAUGUUAUGGUGAAGAGAUGGAGAGGGCCCAGCGCUGAGCUUGUGGGGCCUGAUGGGUCACAGAUUCCUCACGUCCUCUGUGUGGUUAGGGGCUCCUCUCCCCUCCUCACCCUUUUCCAGCAUUGCAGAGGGGCUGGAAGAGGGGCUGGCCUUUGGCUCAGGGGCGUGGGGCAGUGGGAAGUGUGGCCAGAACUUCCACCUAGGGACUGGAGGAGAAGACAGAUCCGCCCUGGGCUGGGUGGCCUUCGGUGAGACUCUCUCCAGGUUGUUUCAUGCGCCUUCUGGCUUCGUCCCCGGCCACCAGACAGCCCCCAGCUCCUGGCAGGUUGUCUCCAUCUGCUCAGUCCUGGGGUGUGAGAUUGGGGAGCCAGGGAGCCCCUCUCCCUGGAGGCCAUGAUGGGGGAGACUCAGGGCAGUCCUAAAGGAAGCAUGAAAUCAUCACCAUUCCAUAUGGGCCUGAGAGCUCCGUGAAUCGCCCCCAACCCCGGCUCUCAUGCCUGGCCUCACGACGGACCAGGCUGUAUGUUGGUGGAGAAUGCCUGCUGUUCAUGGACAGCUUUCUGAGAUGGGAGGCUUCCAGGAUCACCCUCAAAAUGCACCCACAGGCCUGGUGCUCCUGUGCAGCAGCCUUCGGGGCCCCAGAGCGAAGCCGGAUGUGUGGGUGGGGGGCAGUGUUGAAAUAAAAACUUGGUUGGGAACCAGGAAGGAGACCAUGCUGCCAGGGGCAUUGAAAUAAAAGCGGCAGCCCUUGGGGACUUAACCAGAACAUUCCAGUCCCUUUUCACCCCCCUCCCCAACCUGAGCUCCCCCAAAGAGAACCCUUCCCCGCUAGAGGCAUGGCCCCUUCAGGGGGGCAGUGAGAAUCUUUUGCCAGCUGCAAGUCCCCCCAGAUCAGCUCACACCUCAGAACAUC